Molecule: messenger RNA, 1341 nt
Organism: Xyrauchen texanus (razorback sucker)
Lineage: Eukaryota; Metazoa; Chordata; Actinopteri; Cypriniformes; Catostomidae
Gene: coq2
Product: coenzyme Q2 4-hydroxybenzoate polyprenyltransferase
Exons: 8
Coding region: 107-1339 (410 amino acids)
Biological process (GO): ubiquinone biosynthetic process
Cellular component (GO): mitochondrial inner membrane
Source: RefSeq, a predicted model, not a curated record
CAUACGCAUAACAGACGUUUCCGGGGGAACACAGCAUCGGCGCAUUGAAAGGGUUCAUUUGUCACCGAGUUCAGUUUUUGUUCCUAAAGAGGUCCCUCAUUUGCAUAUGAAUGUAAGAGCACAAUGCAGUGCUUCGUUACUUUGCAGUCGUGACAUUGCUUACUCUGUUGGUCAUGACAGCACAACAGACAAAAUGAUGUCCACCAGACUACUGACACAUCCAUUAAAGAAGAGUCUACCACAGAUCAACGCCUAUUUCUCAAAUCACAGAAGACACCAUGGAAACGUCGCCAUAGCCCUCUGUCAGUCUGGAUCCUGCUUCAACAAAAGGGAUGCUCACAAACAAGGAAUAUGGUCACCCUCACUGGCGGGUCACAACUAUGGCAAGAGGUUUUUCAGCCUUACACCUGCUGGGAUUGUGAAUUCAGCCCCAGCAUCCAUUCAACCCUACCUCAGAUUAAUGAGACUGGACAAACCCAUAGGAACAUGGCUGCUGUAUCUGCCAUGUACAUGGAGUAUUGGGCUGGCAGCAGACCCUGGAUGCCUCCCUGAUCUGCACAUGCUUGCGCUGUUUGGUUUAGGAGCUUUGCUUAUGAGAGGAGCCGGCUGCACAAUAAAUGACAUGUGGGAUAAAGACUUUGACAAGAGGGUGUCAAGGACCGCCACUCGGCCCAUUGCAUCAGGGGAGAUCACACCGUUUCGGGCUCUGGUUUUCCUUGGAGGCCAGCUGAGUUUAGCACUCGGGGUCCUGCUCUGCCUUAAUUACUACAGCAUAGCUCUUGGAGCGGCCUCUUUGUCGCUGGUGGUCACAUACCCGCUCAUGAAAAGAAUCACAUAUUGGCCGCAAUUUGUUUUAGGUCUUACUUUUAAUUGGGGUGCUCUGUUGGGCUGGUCUGCUGUGAUGGGAUCAUGUGACUGGUCUGUGUGUUUACCUCUUUAUGUUUCUGGAGUAAUGUGGACAUUGAUUUAUGACACAAUCUAUGCCCAUCAGGACAAAGAGGAUGAUGUGAAAGUGGGAGUGAAGUCUACAGCGCUAAGGUUCCAGGAGCACACUAAACCGUGGCUCAGUGGAUUUACUGUGGCAAUGUUGUCAGGGCUUGUUCUGGCAGGAGCGAAUGCAGACCAGACUUUGCCUUACUAUUGUGCAGUGUCUGCUGUGGGCAUUCAUCUAGUACACCAGAUCUACUGCUUGGACAUCAACAGACCAGAGGACUGCUGGAAAAAAUUUGCUUCGAACCGAAACCUUGGACUGCUUUUAUUCUUAGGAAUAGUUGCUGGCAACCUAUGGAAAAAGAGAAGCGAUAAACAAUAUGAAGUAUUGAACUCAGUUUCAAAUUAGGA